Messenger RNA from Pimephales promelas (fathead minnow), 1016 nucleotides. Lineage: Eukaryota; Metazoa; Chordata; Actinopteri; Cypriniformes; Leuciscidae. The record is from RefSeq and is a predicted model, not a curated record.
GAUCCUCAAACAAGCAUCAUUUCAACAGCACGUCUGUGUUUAACCUCCAGAUAUCAGAGAUGAAGAGCGUUCUCCCAGUGAAGAUGUUGGCGGCAUUGGCUCUGGUGCUGCUGGUGUCCAGCGCGACUCAGGGACGUAUCCUCGGGAAAUGCGAGCUGAAGGCUCAGCUGGAAGCUGCUCAGUUUCAGGAGAUUACCAACAUGGGAGAGAAAAUAACCGUGAAAAAUCUCAUCGCUAGACUUGUCUGCAAGGCCAACAGCACGGGCUUCAACACCAGCUUUGUCAAAGCCAUCGUGGUCGACAAUAAGGAGAAUAAACCAGCUCAAGCUCCACCUCAGGCAAAAUCUGGAAGCCCAGCCACAAAUCACACACAAGCCCCACCAAAGCCUCACGUACAGGCCUCACCCAAGCCUCACGCACGGGACCCACCCAAGCCUCACGUACAGGACCACCACACUAAAGGACCACAGGAGUCCGGCCAUGAGACCAAGCAUCCACACCUGAACUCUACAGCCAAAGUUUUCGGGCGGCUGUACGGCAUGUUUCAGCUCAGUGAUCAGGUGGCCUGUGAUUCUGGCAUGAUCCCGUCGCUCAAUGUCUGCAACAUGAGCUGCACUGCUUUGACUGAUGAUGAUAUCAGCAAUGACAUCGCCUGCCUGAAGACCCUGAUGAACAGCAUGAAAUCCAAACCCAAAGAGAAACCCACUAAUGUUAAUAAGAUUUUGAAGAUGCUGAUGGUGAAGGAGUGCCGCUCUGUCGUUACCUCAAAGUACUUCGCAGACUGUGCUUAAAAUAACAGACGGACCAACAGACUCGCCCUCGCUUACCCCUAAUGCAUUACUUACAAACACAGCAGUCUGGUGGUUUCCAUACCUCUGGUAAUGAGGUCAAUAUGAUGGUGGCGGUAUCUGUGUGAGUUUAUUAAAUGUCCAAUGACCUUUAGAGCCCGACCGAUAAAUGAUUUUGAAGGCCGAUACCGAUACAAAUAUUUUUGGGUUUUAAAAUCCGAUAUUCCG